Molecule: messenger RNA, 357 nt
Organism: Anthostomella pinea
Lineage: Eukaryota; Fungi; Ascomycota; Sordariomycetes; Xylariales; Xylariaceae
Source: the annotation of a GenBank genome assembly
AUGCAAUACUCUAGUAUCUUGGGUUUGCUGGCAUUGGCCGCCAACGUCCAGGGCAUCAUCGCGAACCCUUCAUCCCGCUCGCUGAAGGCUCGUAGCAUUGCACUGGCACGACACGACGACCCCGAAAAGCUCAAGGCUGAUCUCAGCUCCUGUAUGCGUGAUGCAUCCGAUAACGACGACAUCAAAAAGUGUAACGCCAAACACGAUAAGGAACUCGCAGAGGCCUGCAAGAAGGCCAAGCGAAGCAUCCUCCUGCCUCGAUCGCAAGAAGGCUGCGAAGGCAAGGAGGGCCAGACUUGUUUCGUAUACGGUACAACGCCUGAGUGCCCGGCGAAAGAUGAGGAUCGCAUGGGAUGA